Messenger RNA from Elaeis guineensis (African oil palm), 1161 nucleotides. RefSeq names its product chlorophyllase-2. NCBI's taxonomy places the organism in Eukaryota, Viridiplantae, Streptophyta, Magnoliopsida, Arecales, Arecaceae. The record is from RefSeq and is a predicted model, not a curated record. Gene Ontology annotation, molecular function: chlorophyllase activity. Gene Ontology annotation, biological process: chlorophyll catabolic process.
CAAAAGAAACACAACGCACGAACGCUGAAACAGCCAUCCCUGGGAUAUUUUAAAGACAACCUUCGCUCGUAGUCUACACCAAAACAAGGAGACGCCAUGUCCCAUGCCGGCCAAGUGUUCGAGCACGGGAAUUACACCGCGAAGCUUAUCAGCCUCGAGCCCGAGCCCACAGGGAGCUCUCUGACCUCCCCUUCGCCUCCUCCAAAGCCUCUCCUCAUUGCCACUCCUUGCGAAGGAGGGAUCUAUCCUGUACUGGUGUUCCUCCAUGGAUAUCUUCUCUAUAAUUCCUUCUACUCUCAGCUCUUUCAGCAUGUCGCUUCCCAUGGAUUCAUUGUUGUCGCUCCUCAGUUGUAUCAGGUGGCAGGACCAGAUUCUGAAGAUGAGAUCAAAACUACCGCAAUUAUAAUAGAUUGGUUAACCACCGGAUUGCAUCAUUUGCUUCCUGUGCAAGUUCAACCAAAUCUAUGCAAACUAGGGCUCGCUGGGCAUAGUCGUGGUGGUAAAGUAGCAUUUGCUCUUGCACUAGGACAUGCAAAGACUACAUUAAAGUUUUCAGCAUUGAUUGGCAUAGACCCUGUUGAUGGAAUGGACAAAGGAAAGCAAACUCAUCCUCCAAUACUAACUUAUGUCCCUCACUCUUUUAAUCUUAAUAUGGCAGUUUUGGUGAUUGGAUCAGGUCUAGGUGAGUUGAAAAGGAAUCCUUUCUUUCCUCCUUGUGCCCCAAAAGGUGUGAGCCACCAGGAAUUCUUUGAUGAAUGUUGCCCUCCUGCCUAUCAUUUUGUCGCGAAGGAUUAUGGUCAUUUGGACAUGUUAGAUGAUGAGACCAAGGGACUUAGGGGAAAAUCUACUUACUGUUUGUGUAAAAAUGGAAAAGCGAGGAAACCUAUGAGAAUGUUUGUAGGUGGGGUCAUGGUUGCGUUCAUGAAAGCUUACUUGGAAGGUGAAACUCAAAUUUUGGUGGCUCUCAAGGAUAAUCCAGAGAUUGCACCUGUGGAGCUUUUGAUUAUUACUUAUCUUGAUAACAUUUUUGUCAAUAAUUUAAAGUAAGCACUGUUUGUUAAACUUUUGUCUUGUAGACAGUAUGUCAUCAGUUUCAAAUAUUACGUGAAGUAAUAGCAAAGGCAAGGUUAUGACAUGUGAAGCUUCUUAACCUUAUUGUGA